Messenger RNA from Penicillium griseofulvum, 303 nucleotides. RefSeq lists its product as uncharacterized. Lineage: Eukaryota; Fungi; Ascomycota; Eurotiomycetes; Eurotiales; Aspergillaceae. The record is from RefSeq and is a predicted model, not a curated record. The coding region runs from base 1 to 303 and encodes 100 amino acids. The transcript has a single exon.
AUGAAGUUCACCGCUGCCACCAUCGCUGCCGUCGUUGCCGUCCUCCCUGUGACCAACGCCUGGAUCUUCACCAGCUGCAGCCGACAGUGGGACGGUGAAUACAACAAGGGUUGCGCCAAGGCUGCCUGCAAGGCCGGCACCAAGAUCGACUGGGAGAACCAGUGGUUCUCCGACUGCACCCUUCGCCUCUACAGCGACGACUCCUGCACCAAGCAGAUCGGAAUUGCUUCCGAUGACUGGAAUGACCACAAGUUGAGCAAGAGCAUGGGUAGCUUCCGCGUUUCCGGCUGCCCUAAGGACUAA